ACGAUUUCGAGUUAGCUCGUUGGCUAUAUUUAAUAAACCUUAUUACGUAUGUUUUAUAAUAGCCUAUUCAGGUUGUCUGUGUACAUCUCAGUGAAUAUAAAUAAUGUGUUUGCGCUCGUAACGGGUCUCUGAAGCUGGCUACUUACUGGUGGUGUUACCUUUAUAUGAUGGUGUAAUGUCGCUCAGCUAACCUCUCGUAGCUCAGUAACAACGUGCAGCAUGAAACCUAUGAUAAUGAGGCUGUGUGUUCUCCAUGGACAUUGUGGAUCAUGUCUCUGAUCCUGUUUGCCUUCGUGGUCCGGGUGAGGGAUGGACUCCCCCUGUCGGCCUCCACAGACUUUGAACACAACCGCGAGCUCCAGGAGAGAAAGCAGCAGCUCAGGACCAUCAGCAAGGCAUUGGCCCGUUUCCCUGACAGAGGGACCAUCAAGGGCCGGGAGCUCAACAUCUACUUCGUCUCUUCAGAGGGUGUAUCCUACAUGACCGUGUGCCACUGCAGCCUCCCUGUUGCUAAGGCCUUCUGCUUCCUGGAAGAUCUGCGCUGGGAGUUCACAGCAUGCUUCAAUAGCACUGUUGUUGCCUUGGCAGCCAGGCCGUAUCCGUUUUUGGAAUUUGACGGCACCAUUCAGAAGCUGAAGCAGCAUUACAACCAGAGUGGUGGUCCGGCCCUGGAAGUGACGUUGGUCGAGGUCCAGGAGGAUCUGAGGGUCCAUCCACCACAAGUAAUUAACUUGGAGGAAGUGGAACUCGCCAACGGCACUGCAAAUGGGCACAUGGAGCAAGGUCCUGGGUGUGGUCAGAAGGGAAGACUCCAACCAGUGACAGCAGCAGGCAUCCUCUCGCUGGUCCUAAAUAUUAUGUGUGCAUCUUUGAACAUAAUCCGCGGUGUUCACCUCAUAGAGUACACGUUUCAGGAUGAUUAUGAAGGCGUAUGGAAUGUUGUGGCAUUUCUUCUGGCGUUUGUCUGCUGCGUGUUGCAGUGCCACCUCUACCUGUUCCAUUCUUCUCUGAAGAAGCUCAAGUCCUUCACUCUGUUGAUUGUGAUUGUCCUAUGCAACCUCUACCUGCUCGGCCUGAGGAACCCUUGGCAGCUGAUCUUCCACAUGUCAGUUUCCUCCCUCUCCACCAUCCUCAUCCUCACCCGCAAACUCCAAGACAGAACCAAUGACUGCGCGGUCUGAGGAGCAGAGGACACUUUACUCCGUUGCACCACUCACAGCUCUUACAGUGCAGGUGAGAAAGACAGGGGAGCAAAUGGCUUGAUCCACAUGAGUUAUGAAGUGCUGUUUGGCUUUUUAACAACAACAAAACAUGUUUGCAAAUUUUUUUGUGAUCACGGAAAAGGAUAAUUCUGUUGAUGUUUUCUUGAAUACAUUAUGUACUUGCACUUUGUGUACAUUUGUUUCCAAGACGGUAAAAAGCAAACAGUAAAACGCAAUUCUCUCUGGAAACAGAUGCAGACUUAAAAUAAAGGGAGAUGUCUGUUUUAGGAACAGAAUGUUUGUGCCAUCCUGUCCACUUUUUAAGGAAAAGGAAGGAUUUGUUUUAGUUAUAAGUGGUGUGUUUUUUGUAGAAAACAAUAAUUGUAUCACAACCCUAACUGUUGAAGCAAAUCAUGCUUUUUAAAAUAAAUGUAUGCUCAAUUUCAGCUCAGUAUUAUUUCUGCUAUUGAUUAUCUGCAUUGAUUAUCCUUACGUAAUCAAUGGUAGGUGACAGUUGAUGAUUGUAACAGACAUUAGAUUUAAAUGUUAGACGUAAUAGGCACACAACACACGGUUAGAUCAACCUCCAUUAUGAAGCGUUGCUCCUGAUAUGAUUUAGUAUUAAAUUUAGGGUCAGUGACGGCCAAGUAAAGCAGCUAUUUUUAUUUGGUUUACAUGAGUUGCUCAUUAGAUGAAAUUAAGAACCUAAUGCAAAGGUGAAGAUGUAAAGCUUUGGGUUGUUUCAUGCCUUAGUGUGUGACACUUGUUUUUAGUUUGUUAAAUUGUGUUGACACCGGCAAGUGCUCAGCUAGUCAUUGCAAAGUUUCAAAUGUAAGGGCUCCGUUAUCUAAGGAAUGAAUGGAAACUAUAUUGAAUACUGAGGGAAUACGAGUCUUACAGUCAUGUCAGGCAUGAUAUUAUGGCAUAUUAUUUUACAACAUUUAUGAUAAAAUGAGAAUUUAACACAUUAACUCCAUUUCAAACCCAUUUUUGUAUUACAAAUUUAGACCUUUUAGUUUGUCGGGUUCUUUUCUAUUGAUCUCUGCAUUGUCAAAAUGUAAACUGGGUAAGAAUAUGAAAGCCCUGAUUCAUUCGAUGGGUAAAAUACUAUUUAAUUUUUUGGGAACUUUUUUUUGGACUGCACUAUUAGGCUUGGCUGUUUUUGUUUUCAGUAUGGUAUUUGUUUUUUAAUGGGUUGCAUAUCGGAUUCUGCUAUUUAUAUACCGGUGUAUGUUUACUUGGUUUAGUUUUUUGUCGUCUUUCAGGAUAUAUACAGCACUCGCUACCUGUAGUGCUCAGAUUGUUAUGAACAUAUAAAUCAUAUGGUAAUAAUCUAUGUUUGCAAAUACAACAUUAGCGCUGCUUAAAAAAAAGUACAUUUUAUAGCAUUGUGUGGAUUUAGCUUCUAAGACAUUAAUUUGCAAGAGCUCAACAGUUGCACUAAUGUCUGUUAAGCCAGGGAAUACAUUAUUUGUUCAUAGUAUAUGUCAGACAAGUAAUAUUUGUGUCCUUUUUAUUUGACUAUUUAAUCAGGAAAGUAAGAGACUCAUUUUACGGGAAAGCGGUUGCAUCACAUCGGACAAUCCAAAUGUCCCUCACAAUAAUGUACAGAGAAAUAAGUCACUUUUAUCUCAUAGUUUACAACAAGUGAGGAAACUCAAAAAUGUUCACUGGAUACAUAAAAUGUAGUGUAGAUAUGAUAUGGGCCUCUUAAUACAUUUUGUAGUACAUUGUGCUGGUUUUGUGGUUCAUUGCUGAGAAUGCGACUGGCUCAGUGACCUUUGAUGCUGUGUCCAACCAAACUGUGUGCAGGACGUUGGUGAUGCUGUGAUGUAUUUGAUACAAAGGAGGUUUUUCACCGACUCACCGUUUUCACCGUAGCCGACAAGUCGUUGACCAAAUUAAUUGUAAAAUAAUGUUGCCGCCAAUAUUCUAAAGAUGCAGAACCAAAUAUUGUGGGGGAUAUUUAAACACUUGAAAUGGAAUGAAGGAUAAUUUUGUUGAUUGUGGUGGUUUCUAACAUUUAAUAGAAAUACACUGUAGAGUGAACAAGUGGCAGCCUUCUCGAAUAUUUUUUAUUUAAUUUAAUUUUGUAUCAAUAUCUGAAGUCUUAAAUCAGAUCUCAAUACAGGAAACGGUUUUUUAAUCCUUCAGGUUUCGAGGUAUAUUUAAUUGGAUGUUUUCUUUAUCUUGUCAGCAGAAUGGCGUUAUGAGGUUGAUUCAAUUGGUUUUUGGGGCUGCGACCUGUUUGUAAUAAUCGGUAACGUAACUAUGUCAUUCAUUGUAACUGCCAAAUACACUGGUGUUCACGGGGCUUUAUUAUUUCCUGCUGUGGUAAAACUGACAUUUUGUUAAUAAAUAGUGUCUUUUUUC
Messenger RNA from Pseudoliparis swirei, 3575 nucleotides. It is a transcript of the gene sec22c, whose product is annotated as SEC22 homolog C, vesicle trafficking protein. Gene Ontology annotation, biological process: endoplasmic reticulum to Golgi vesicle-mediated transport. The record is from RefSeq and is a predicted model, not a curated record. The transcript is spliced from 7 exons. Bases 270 to 1181 code for a protein of 303 amino acids. NCBI's taxonomy places the organism in Eukaryota, Metazoa, Chordata, Actinopteri, Perciformes, Liparidae.